Pelodiscus sinensis (Chinese soft-shelled turtle) is the source of this 879-nucleotide messenger RNA. Lineage: Eukaryota; Metazoa; Chordata; Testudines; Trionychidae. The record is from RefSeq and is a predicted model, not a curated record.
GUGAAUAACUGCACCGACGUUGUAUUCGAGGCCAGGGAUGAGCAGCAGCUGAGUUCCUGGACAGCAGCAAUCAAAGAAUGCCUGGCCCAAGGGUCAGAGAGAGGCAACACAGAGCUACUUGCAGGCCAGCACUCUGACAUCAGCGCCUCCAGCCCUGCCAAUGGCCACACCAACUCCCUUCCCCAAGGCGCCACUGCAGGAGGUGUUACACAUUGUGGGCAGCCAAAGCCAUCCUACCAGAAAACCAACCACUUCCUCUCUUCCUACCCCUGGUUCCACGGCCCCAUUUCACGCAUCAAAGCCAUCCAGCUUGUUCAGCUGCAGGGGGUGGAAGGCCACGGGGUUUUCCUUGUUCGACAGAGCGAAACACGCAGGGGCGAAUACGUCCUCACCUUCAAUUUCCAAGGAAGAGCGAAGCACCUGAGGCUCUUGCUGACUGAGCGGGGGCAGUGCCGUGUACAGCACCUGCACUUCUCCUCCAUUGUGGACAUGCUGCACCACUUCCAACAGUACCCCAUCCCCCUGGAGUGCAAUGCCACCUGCGACGUCAAGCUCGCCAGCUACGUGGUGGUCAGCCCGCCUGCCCAAGGUCCAGGUUCAAGCAACACCAUCUUGCUCCCAUUCUCCAUCCUGAAUUGGAGCUCUGAAUUUAGCUUUACCCACAUCAGUCCCUCCAGCUGCCCCCAGCUACAUAUGGCAGGCAACAUUCAUCCCAGUUCUCAUCAAGAGCAGAUCUUCCACCGAGAGCUGGCCUACAGCCUUCAACACAACGAUGAAGCCGCCAUGCACCCCAGUCGGCAGUGGGACUGUGACUACGAGCUGGAUGCCCCUGGCAGGGGCCACAUGCGGGCUAUUGACAAUCAAUAUACACCACUCUGA